This is a messenger RNA of Puntigrus tetrazona (Sumatra barb), 1926 nucleotides long. Its product is annotated as potassium voltage-gated channel subfamily A member 3-like. Gene Ontology annotation, biological process: potassium ion transmembrane transport; protein homooligomerization. Lineage: Eukaryota; Metazoa; Chordata; Actinopteri; Cypriniformes; Cyprinidae. The record is from RefSeq and is a predicted model, not a curated record. Gene Ontology annotation, molecular function: protein binding; delayed rectifier potassium channel activity. Gene Ontology annotation, cellular component: voltage-gated potassium channel complex; membrane.
CGGAGCUCGUGGAGGAGGCGCGGCUUCCACUGCCCCUCCGCCGAAGCAGCUGUAUGGACGACCACCUCAGCCUCCUCCACUCGCCUCCGCCUUCCUCGAGCAAGCGCCGGGGCAACAACCUCGUGAACCACGGCUACACGGAAGACAUCAUGACAAUUGCUGCGGACAACAUGCUGGAGGAGUCGGCGGCGCUGCCCGGGCACCACUCUCUGGAGCGCUACGAGCCGGACCACGAGUGCUGCGAGAGAGUUGUCAUCAACAUCUCGGGCUUGCGCUUCGAGACGCAGCUCAAAACCCUGUCCCAGUUCCCCGAGACUUUGCUUGGCGACCCCAAGAAGAGAAUGCGCUACUUCGACCCCUUGAGAAACGAGUAUUUCUUCGACCGGAAUCGGCCGAGCUUCGAUGCCAUCUUGUAUUAUUACCAAUCCGGAGGGCGCAUACGGAGACCCGUCAACGUUCCCAUAGACAUUUUCUCCGAGGAGAUACGCUUUUACGAGCUCGGGGAGGAGGCCAUGGAGAAAUUUCGAGAGGACGAGGGUUUCAUAAAGGACGAGGUGCGUCCCUUGCCCGCCAACGAGUUUCAGCGACAGGUGUGGCUGCUCUUCGAGUACCCGGAGCUCGGGUCCGGCCAGGGCAUCGCCAUCGUCUCGGUGCUGGUCAUUUUGAUAUCCAUCGUCAUCUUCUGCCUGGAAACGCUGCCCGAGUUCAGGGACGACAGGGACCCGACGACGGUCGCGCCGCUGGCGAACGCGACCCUCCCGUUCUUCAGCAGCCCUUUCUCCGACCCGUUCUUCGUGGUGGAGACCCUGUGCAUCAUCUGGUUCUCCUUCGAGCUGCUCGUGCGCUUCUUCGCGUGCCCCAGCAAAGCCACGUUCUCCAAGAACAUCAUGAACAUCAUCGACAUCGUGGCCAUCAUACCCUACUUCAUCACUUUGGGGACCGAGCUCGCGGAGAGGCAGGGCAACGGCCAGCAGGCGAUGUCCUUGGCCAUUCUUAUCAUCAGACUGGUGCGCGUGUUUCGGAUUUUCAACUCGCGGCACUCCAAAGGCCUCCAGAUUCUGGGGCAGACGCUCAAAGCCAGCAUGCGCGAGCUGGGCUUGCUGAUCUUCUUCCUCUUCAUCGGGGUCAUCUUAUUCUCGAGCGCCGUCUACUUCGCCGAGGCUGACGAUCCCGACUCGGGCUUCAACAGCAUCCCCGACGCGUUCUGGUGGGCGGUGGUUACCAUGACGACCGUGGGAUACGGCGACAUGCAUCCAGUCACCAUAGGGGGCAAAAUCGUCGGCUCCCUGUGCGCGAUCGCGGGCGUGUUAACUAUCGCUCUGCCGGUGCCCGUCAUCGUGUCCAACUUCAACUACUUUUACCACCGAGAGACUGAGGGAGAGGAGCAGGCGCAGUACCUCCACAUCGGCAGCUGCCAGCCCCUGUCCUCCUCCGAGGAGCUGAAGAAGACGAGGAGCACGUCUUCGCUCAGCAAGUCGGAGUACAUGGUCAUCGAGGAGGGCGCCUUCAAGCAGCCCAACUUUCCCGCCCAGAACAACCAGAACUGCGUGAACAUUAAAAAGAUGUUCACGGACGUGUAGGCUCUUCCGGUCAGCCCGAGUCGAGGGCUGCUGAGUGUGUCGCCCUCCAUCUCCACGACGCGGAGGAAAUGGUUACAUGUUUAACGCGCCAGUCCCGUGCAGUGUUUUAUCACUUGUUUGAUUGAACCAUUUUACUGUGAGGUGGAAGCCGCUGCCGGCUUUCAGUCCGUUUGCUGUCUUUAGGGUCCGCUCAUUCGUGCAGGCGAUACGUGACAUCAGUGUGGCAAGCCGCUUUAACAGCUGUUGCGUAAAAUGAAGUAGAGUCUGUUUUCAUCUUACUAGAAAUUUUGAUAUCAAUUAAUUCAUCUGUGCGGGUUCAAUUGCUAUUGUAACAAUUUGCAGAUAC